UGGCCAUGCCUCCCCUUCUUGCCCCCCUCUUCCUGCUACAGCUUGUAGUUCUUACCUUUGUGAGUGGAGGAGCAUACUACGGUCACAAGCAGCAUCCUCAGCCAUACCAACCGAUGCAGCAUAUCCAACAUAUUGGCAUGGGUAAAGACAUGCCCUAUGUGCAGUAUCCCCAUUACAGCAAGGAGCUCCCACCAAUGCCCAUGCACAAGGGAAAGGAAAAUGCUCAUAAGGGGGGAAGCUACAAUGGUGGCAAAGACAAAGGCCAGACAAUUCCUAGUGGUGCUGAGGGAAUUCCCCAAGGAGAGCCAGGCCCUGCUGGGCCACCUGGGCCACCUGGACCACAGGGACCUCCAGGACCUCCUGGGCCUCCGGGGAAUGGGUUGCCAGGACCUGCAGGACGCCCUGGACCUCCUGGUCCACCUGGAAUUCCAGGAGUUGGAAAACCAGGCUUUCCUGGGCUUCCUGGAAAACCUGGAGGAACUGGUAUUGCUGGCCCUCAAGGAGAAAUUGGCCCUAGGGGUGAAGAAGGACCACCAGGACAGUCAGGGCCUCAAGGACCCCCAGGACCACCUGGACUUCCAGGAAUAGGUAAACCAGGUGUUCAAGGUUUACCAGGUCAAGUGGGGCCCAAAGGUGAGCCAGGUCACAAAGGUCUUCCAGGUUUACCAGGACUGCCGGGACCCAAAGGAGACAAAGGGAUGGGGCUGCCAGGACCACCUGGACACAAAGGGCUUCCAGGGCUCCCUGGGCCUGCUGGUCCAAGAGGAUUGCCUGGUUUUGGUAAACCUGGAUUGAAUGGCACACCAGGACCACAGGGACCACCAGGUGAAAAGGGACAUCCAGGACAUCAAGGGCCAGCUGGACCACCAGGUGAAAAAGGACAGCCUGGCCCAGCAGGUCUACCUGGUCAAGGGAAGCCAGGUCAAAAUGGUCUACCAGGACAACCAGGCACACCAGGUGCGAAAGGUCAUCCAGGACCACCAGGUUUGCCAGGAAAGCCAGGAUUGCCAGGAUUUGGUAAACCGGGACUCCCAGGACCAAAGGGUGAUAAAGGUAUGAGCGGGCCACCUGGAUCACCUGGACCAAAGGGAGAUAAGGGUUACAGCGGUCCACCUGGUAUGCCUGGACCUUCUGGACCAAAAGGUCCUGAAGGUCAUCCAGGCCCUACUGGACCCCCAGGGCCUAUGGGUGCACCUGGUCCUAAAGGAGACUGUGGAGAAGAAGGACCUAAAGGUUUUGAUGGAGCCCAGGGUGAGCCUGGUCCUCAAGGGUUACCUGGAAAGGAUGGCCUGCCAGGAGACCAGGGCGAGCCAGGACCAAGAGGCCCACCAGGACCAAUUGGUGCCAAAGGAGACAUUGGACCUGAAGGUGUACCUGGUGUUCCUGGUUCUUCAGGACCUCCUGGUCCCAAAGGAGAAAGAGGUGAACCAGGUGAAGUGGGACCCCAAGGCCCUAAAGGAAUCCCAGGAAUGGAUGGUGCAGCAGGACCAAUUGGGCCCCCUGGUCUUCAAGGAUCAAAAGGAGAUUAUGGUCCUCCUGGUCCACCAGGCAUUGCAGUUGAAGGAAGUCCAGGUCUACCUGGUCCCAUAGGACCCCCAGGAAAAGAGGGCCCAUCAGGACCCCCUGGGCAACGAGGUCUGCCUGGCCCUCCUGGACCACCAGGUCCACCUGGAAUACCUAGUGUGUCACCUGAAAUGGCAGGAGUGCUUUCUGAGAUGGGCCCAGGACUAGACGGUGUUAAAGCUGGAAGUUAUGGCAAGAAGGGCAAGUAUGGAGGCAAUGGGGCAGAAGUAAUGGGUCCCAGUGGGCUGGAAAUGCCAGCAUUCACAGCUGUAGCAAUGACUCCUUUUCCACCUGUCGGCACUCCAGUCAUCUUUGACAAGCUUUUGUACAAUGGUCGCCAAAACUACAACCCCCAGACAGGAAUUUUCACUUGUGAAGUACCUGGCAUUUAUUACUUUGCCUACCACAUUCAUUGCAAAGGAACUAAUGUUUGGGUCGCUUUGAUGAGAAACAACGAGCCUGUAAUGUAUACAUACGAUGAAUACAAAAAGGGUUUCCUAGACCAAGCAUCAGGGAGUGCAGUAUUACCUCUACAGCUAGGGGACACUGUGUAUAUUCAGCUGCCCUCAGAUCAGGCUUCAGGACUUUAUGCUGAACAGUAUGUGCAUUCCUCCUUCACUGGGUACUUGUUAUAUCCAAUGUAAAACCACAAACUGCAGAGAGAGAGAGGCUUUGGUAAGAAGAACACAAGAGCUUAUUUUUGUAUGACAUAAAACACAGAUUACCUUACACUAAGCGUACUUUUAAUACAAAGUCAGCAAGCAAAUAGUCUCGUCAACAGACAAGACAAGAUAAAAUAUUUUAAAGAAGAUAUUUAAUCUGGUGAAUUAAAUCUGUACGAAGCCAAAGAGAUGGUUUAAUUGG
Molecule: messenger RNA, 2427 nt
Organism: Oreochromis aureus
Lineage: Eukaryota; Metazoa; Chordata; Actinopteri; Cichliformes; Cichlidae
Gene: col8a1a
Product: collagen, type VIII, alpha 1a
Exons: 3
Coding region: 6-2207 (733 amino acids)
Molecular function (GO): protein binding
Source: RefSeq, a predicted model, not a curated record